This is a messenger RNA of Sapajus apella (tufted capuchin), 5993 nucleotides long. It is a transcript of the gene NTN1, whose product is annotated as netrin 1. The coding region runs from base 209 to 2023 and encodes 604 amino acids. Gene Ontology annotation, molecular function: protein binding. The record is from RefSeq and is a predicted model, not a curated record. NCBI's taxonomy places the organism in Eukaryota, Metazoa, Chordata, Mammalia, Primates, Cebidae. The transcript has 7 exons.
CGGCCGCGCUGGGCAUGGAGCUGGCAAGCCCGCGCUGAGGCGGGACGCGACUGCUAGCAGCCAGCGAGAGGCUCUCCGGCGACCGGCGCGCGGGCUCCCCGGCGGGGCCAGGCAAACUUUUCUUUCUCUUUUGCCCCUUCCAGAGGCGCCUUCUGUGGCAGGCGGACCGAUCCUCGGCGUGGCGGGGCCGGGGCAGGCUGGACGCAGCAUGAUGCGCGCAGUGUGGGAGGCGCUGGCGGCGCUGGCGGCGGUGGCGUGCCUGGUGGGCGCGGUGCGCGGCGGGCCCGGGCUCAGCAUGUUCGCAGGCCAGGCGGCGCAGCCCGACCCCUGCUCGGACGAGAACGGCCACCCGCGCCGCUGCAUCCCGGACUUUGUCAAUGCGGCCUUCGGCAAGGACGUGCGCGUGUCCAGCACCUGCGGCCGGCCCCCGGCGCGCUACUGCGUGGUGAGCGAGCGCGGCGAGGAGCGGCUGCGCUCGUGCCACCUCUGCAACGCGUCGGACCCGAAGAAGGCGCACCCGCCCGCCUUCCUCACCGACCUCAACAACCCGCACAACCUGACGUGCUGGCAGUCCGAGAACUACCUGCAGUUCCCGCACAACGUCACGCUCACGCUGUCCCUCGGCAAGAAGUUCGAAGUGACCUACGUGAGCCUGCAGUUCUGCUCGCCGCGGCCCGAGUCCAUGGCCAUCUACAAGUCCAUGGACUACGGGCGCACGUGGGUGCCCUUCCAGUUCUAUUCCACGCAGUGCCGCAAGAUGUACAACCGGCCGCACCGCGCGCCCAUCACCAAGCAGAACGAGCAGGAGGCCGUGUGCACCGACUCGCAUACCGACAUGCGCCCGCUCUCAGGCGGCCUCAUCGCCUUCAGCACGCUGGACGGGCGGCCCUCGGCGCAUGACUUCGACAACUCGCCUGUGCUGCAGGACUGGGUCACGGCCACCGACAUCCGCGUGGCCUUCAGCCGCUUGCACACGUUCGGCGACGAGAAUGAGGACGACUCGGAGCUGGCGCGCGACUCGUACUUCUACGCGGUGUCCGACCUGCAGGUGGGCGGCCGGUGCAAGUGCAACGGCCACGCGGCCCGCUGCGUGCGCGACCGCGACGACAGCCUGGUGUGCGACUGCAGGCACAACACGGCCGGCCCGGAGUGCGACCGCUGCAAGCCCUUCCACUACGACCGGCCCUGGCAGCGCGCCACGGCCCGCGAGGCCAACGAGUGCGUGGCCUGCAACUGCAACCUGCAUGCCCGGCGCUGCCGCUUCAACAUGGAACUCUACAAGCUCUCGGGGCGCAAGAGCGGAGGUGUCUGCCUCAACUGUCGCCACAACACGGCCGGCCGCCACUGCCACUACUGCAAGGAGGGCUACUACCGAGACAUGGGCAAGCCCAUCACCCACCGGAAGGCCUGCAAAGCCUGUGAUUGCCACCCCGUGGGUGCUGCUGGCAAAACCUGCAACCAAACCACCGGCCAGUGUCCCUGCAAGGACGGGGUGACGGGUAUCACCUGCAACCGCUGCGCCAAAGGCUACCAACAGAGCCGCUCUCCCAUCGCCCCCUGCAUAAAGAUCCCCGUAGCCCCGCCGACGACUGCAGCCAGCAGCGUGGAGGAGCCUGAAGACUGCGAUUCCUACUGCAAGGCCUCCAAGGGGAAGCUGAAGAUUAACAUGAAAAAGUACUGCAAGAAGGACUAUGCCGUCCAGAUCCACAUCCUGAAGGCGGACAAGGCGGGGGACUGGUGGAAGUUCACGGUGAACAUCAUCUCCGUGUACAAGCAGGGCACGAGCCGCAUCCGCCGUGGCGACCAGAGCCUGUGGAUCCGCUCGCGGGACAUCGCCUGCAAGUGUCCCAAAAUCAAGCCCCUCAAGAAGUACCUGCUGCUGGGCAACGCCGAGGACUCUCCGGACCAGAGCGGCAUCGUGGCAGACAAGAGCAGCCUAGUGAUCCAGUGGCGGGACACGUGGGCGCGGCGGCUACGCAAGUUCCAGCAGCGCGAGAAGAAGGGCAAGUGCAAGAAGGCCUAGCGCGGAGGCAGCAGGCGGGCAGGCGGGCGAGCGCCAGGGCCGGGCCGAGCUAGAGCGGGCGCCUCGGCCCGGCCGCUGCGGACUUGGCCCGCGAGGGCUUUCCCAGGUGGGGGGAGGGAGGGGGCGGGGCCGCACGGCGCGGGGGGGCGGGGCCCUCGGCGGCCCCACCCCCGGCCCCACCCUGCGCGCCCCGGGCGGGAGCCGCGUGCGCGCGGGGCGGGGUGCGCGGCCGGCCGGGCCCUGGAGAAAUGAGGACGAGACGUAGCUACCUCACGGGGCUCCUUCCAGAGCAGAGACGCGCUUCCCUGGGGCUGGGCGCGGCCGCCGUGGAGGGGCUGGGGGCAGCCUGCCCUGGGGCCCCGGGGGCGGGCGCAGAACCGCACAGCUGGGACCCCAGGCGCGGGACGUGGAUGGCGCGGAGAGAAGGAUGGGAGGAGAACUGUGAAUUCUCAGGCCCGCGUCCUGGGCGGGGCGCCGAGCACCGACCAAACCGACACCCCACAUAUAGCAGACGAAAUCCUCCCUUUCUCCCCGGCCCCAUCCGUCUAGCAUUCCCACCGACCGCCGGGCUGUCACAGCCUGGGCUCCAUCUGAAGGGGCCUGGCAGCAUUUGGGGAGCGGACAGCCGCCUGUCUAGCCAGCCUCUGUCUCCACUGCCACCUGCUGAGUGGGUCCUCCUGGGUGGGGUCUUGGGGUGGGGUGGGGGGGAUUCACCUGUGGAGAGGGGAGAGGAGGCCCCUGCUGCUGCCUGCCUCUGCCCCUGCCCAGUGUGGGGCUGGUCCAGGAUUCUCGCCCAUCUGGAGAGCAGUGGGCUCAGGGACACCCCUGAGAAGCCCAAACCGGGUGGUCACCGCCUCAUGCUGGAGCUGCCUGUUGGAGGAGGCAUCACAAAGGCAAAACCUCCCAGAGAGUUUCCUUUUGGAAACUUGGAAACAGCCCCUUUUAUGACAUUUUCCAGGGUAGGGGGAAGGGGCACCGGCUGGGUUUACCGCAGUGACACUAUUUAUGUAAUGACAUCAGCUCCCGCAAGGCCCCUCAGCAAUGUCAACAGCUGGAAAGGGCCUGAACCAGCAUGGAGUCUGCAGGUUUCGAAGGCACUUGGGCCUGGCUUGGGGCAGAGGGCUUGCUUGAGCUGGGACGGGGUUUGCUGGUUCAGCAAAGUACCAGAGUGCCUGAGCCAUGGGUGGGCAGGGGUGCAGAAAUGACCAGGCCAUGUUGGCUUCCCCAAGAAAAGGCACAGAAGCUGCCGGGCCUGCCCCCUGCAGCUGUCUUGGUCUGGCCUGGGCCACACCUUGCCUGUGCCUUUCCAGACAGUCUCUGUGGCGUCUGCCCGUGCCCUCCACUGUGCCCCAGCCCUCCUUCGAAGAUCUCCUAGAGAUGCUGUCCUCAAGCAGGCAGCCCCUUUUGUUCUGACUGCCUCACACAGGGUCCAUUCCUGCGCCCAGGGGCCUUCUGGCUCCCUGCCUUCCUGGGCUCUCUGCACGGCCUGGGCCUCUGGCCCAUGUCCUCACACCUGGCGCACUGAAUUAGAGGCCUGGCGUCCCUCACAGUCAGGAAAUUAGUUUCACUUUCCUGGCCAGAGUUUGGCUGCUCAGAAGGGUCAUACCAAGUAUGACGCUCGGCCCGGAGGUAGUCUGGCUUCCCUCUGCCUUCCCCACUGCUGCCUACAUCAUGGCUGCCAUUUAUUGAGCACCUGCUGUGUGCCAGGCACUUUACCCACAUGCUCCCAGCGUGUGCUCAUGACAACCCUGUGGGACAGGGACCCGCUAUCACCAGCAAGGAAACUGGAGUACGCGUGCCCAAGGUCAUGCCUCAAAUUGGUGGCAGGACUGGGGCCCAGACUCCAGAGCCCGACUUUAUGAUCACAGGCCAUGCUGGCCCUCCCUGCAGUCCUGCUCUGCAGCCCGCCCACUCAAUCCCUGUGCAGGCUGUGAGGGUGCUCUUGGGGGAGUGGCCACUGAGCCGCUGGCCCUGGUUAUUGCCUCUUGAGGACACUGGCAUUUGGCCUGGAGAACAGGAGCCCAGCGGGGGGUAGGACAUAGGCACAAACAAUCACAUCUUCAGAAGAGGCAGCAAAGUGGUGGGGACACAGGGACGGACUCUCCAGACAGCAGCUCCGGGUUCCAGGAAGGCAGGCCUUGGCUUCUCCGAAGAGGUGGUAGAGGGUGGUUCGGCUGCCUGGGGGUGGUUGGAGAGACUCCAGGAGAGACUGGCAGAGGUGCCUCAUGGGCAGGGGGCAGACAGACCUGCCCUGAGAAGGGGAUUUGGCUUCCCUGAAUCCAGCCCAAGGCUAGAAGACAGGGCCCUUCUCCAAGCUGUCAGCGCCCCUCGGAUGCCCAGUGUGGCCCGCUGGGUGCCAUCAGCAUCACAAGGCACUAUGCCGCUGGGGCAGUUGUCCUGUUUCUGUCUAUGCCAGUGUGGUUUCUUCACCCUGUCCAGAAGGGCUGUGGCAGCUCCACAACAUCCCACCCUGGGUCUGGGUGUCACUGGUGUCCUGUGAGGGGCUUGCACUUGUGGUCUCUGAGGUCCCCUUAACAACAGAGCCAGCGUCACACCAAGCAACAAGGCAUCUUGCAGAAAAUUCAGCCACUCUCCUGCCCCUCCCUCUGGCUCAGCACCCCAAGGGCACAGGCUGCCCACCCAGUGGCCUGGCCCUUGGGGAAUGCAUCAGGGUGACCAGAUCCACCAGGCUAGGGGCCAGGUCACUGUUGAGAUUGCACGGUCAUCACGGGCUGCCUUCCCUAUCCACACACCCAGCCAGAACGCAGCCCAUCACUCCCGACUGCAGCCCUACCUCCACCCGGCCUCUGCAGUGAGCACCAUCCUUGGGAAAGCACCCCUCCUGCACUCCUGUGCCUCACUCCAGGGAGCAGAGGGAAAUGGGAAUUGAGGUGUUCCGGUUUGUACAGUUAGGAAGGGAUGUAAAACGGAACUAGAUUUUGAUUUUGAAGAGUGUAUUAACCAGAAUCGUGCUAUGUAGGUGUUUGAAGAAAAACAUACCAGAUUAGUCUUUGUUUUUGCAACAGAUUCCCCAGUUGUCCUCUUUCUUGCCAGCUGGGUGGUUCGGUGCCCCCGAUAGCUGGGUGCCUGCUUUACGGACGCGCAGUAAUGCCCAAGAUUUGCGGGGUGUGGGGGAGGACAUAGGGCUACCCCCGGGACUCACUGCAGGCUGUGGUCUGCCCACUGCUUCUGUCCAUGGAAAGCAGGGCAGGAGGCAGCAUCCCCAGAGGCAUCUAUGUGGGAGGGAGGGAGGGACACCUGGGUCACAGCCCAGGGAGGCUGGGAGCUGCUCCAAGGCCCUUAGUGACUUCCUGGAACUCUGCCUCAGUGGCGGCACACUGGAGAGGGUGCACCCCAGGUUGGAAUGAGACUGAACUCAAGAAGAGACCCUAAGGGACUGGUGAAUGGUUCCUGCCCCCAGGAAAGCGAAAGACGCUUACGCUGUCAACACUUAAAGGAAGCCCCCUUGAAGCCCAGAGAGCGGCCAGACUAGACUCAUUGAUGGGCCAUUGGGCCACGCUCCGUGGACAAGACAUCCCUGUGGGCCACAGCCACGGCACACUGGGGGGAUCAAAAUGUGUACUUGUGGGGCCUCACCCCUGCCAAAAGCCAAGUCAGUCCCACUCCUGCCAUUGGACGUUUCUUCCCCUUCCCUGCUCCCAAAUGCACUCCCCUCCUCCCUCGGCCCCCUCCUGUGUUUUGGAUUUCUGUUCACUCAGACUUGUAAAUGUUUAGUUGUGACCAUGACGUAUUGUUUGGGUCAAUGUCCCUUUCCAAUGCAUACUAAUAUAUUAUGGUUAUUAUAUAUGAAUAUAUUUAAUGACAUGGAAAAAGUUGUGGAUUUUCUUUAAGUUUCUUUCCUUUUUUGGGGGGGUGGUUAGAGUUGUAAUGGACCCAGAUGGAACUUGUAACGUGGGCCCCACAUGAUAGAACUAAAUUCAGAUAUCAUUAAAUAAACUCUUGUACACUG